GCCGAGAGUGAGAGGACUGUGGCCGGAUCGGGAGAUCUUUUCUUGGGGGCGUUGGACGCGGGCGACCUCACCCGUCGCCGGCGGGGCCCCAGCGUCAAACCCCUGGCGCGAACCGCUGUUGCCGAUCAUAAUGGCUCCAUCCACAGGGAGCUUGGCUACUGCUCGAGCUGCCUCCCUGCCGGCCUGCGCUGCCCGCGAGAUCCCCAACCUCCAGCCUCUCACGCGCCUCCAUUAAUGCGCGCCCACCCCUCCUGCGCAGGGCGGGACGCAAAUCGCCGGCCCCCUACUUAUUUAGCGCCCUAACUAAACUCACGAGCUCAUCAGGGACAGCCAGCGCGCCCAAACGUACAUCUACCUCGUCGAGCGAACGUAAAGGCCGAUCGGAGCGACGAGACCACCCGCAGCCAUGGCCGCCACGGCCGCGGCGGCUCCCCGCCACGCCGCGCUCCUGCUCGCCCUGCUGCUGCUCGGGGUGCUGUCCACGACCGCCCUCGCCGCGCGCGCCGGCGCCGUGGACGCCGAGCUCGUCACGACCACCAAGAAGCCCGCCCCCGCGGGGCCCAAGAAGCCCGCCGUCAAGCCGCCGCCCGCGGUGCCCAACCCGGGCGCUGGCGCGGGAGGCGUCGGCGGCGCGAUCCCGACCAUCCCGGGCUUCGGCGGCGGUAUCCCCGGGAUGGGCGGGUUCGGGAACGGCAUCCCCGGGAUGGCCGGCGGGUGGGGCGGCGGCUACGGUGGGCCGGCGGGCGGGUACGCCCGCGGCGGCGUGGUGGCGCCCACGGUCACCUGCACCGAGAAGGGGCCCUGCUACAGGAAGAAGGUCACCUGCCCCAAGAAGUGCUUCUCCUCCUACAGCGGCGCCGGCAAGGGCUACGGCGGCGGCGGCGGCGGGGGCAGCUGCACCGUCGACUGCAAGGUCAAGUGCACGGCGUACUGUUGAUCGGCUCACCUCGCCCGUCGCUACGCAGCAGUGAGCUUAGUAGCCAGCUGCCGCUGUCUGGUGCUGUGACCGGGAGCUUCGUGGCCACUGGCCACCUUGCUGCUGGUGUGACCGCGCGCGUCGGUGAGCUCAGUACGAGUUGUUAUUCUUUAACUGCAGUGUUAUAACAGUACUACGUACUUCUGGGAUUAUAUAUAUAGAUGAGGGUAUGUGAUGUGAUGCUGGCUCCAUGUUUGGUUAAGAUGCUCUCUGCUUGUGGUGUGUAAUCGUCUACAUUAUGCUCUUACUUCUCAUAAAGUUUAUAGGCAAUGUCCGCGUGAAAUCCACUAUGGAUCAAUAAAGAGUUUUGUAAACAUAUAAAUGUCUGUCUUUCUUACUUGUACCAUGUAUCCAUGACUCAGAAAUCCUGCGGGGAGUGAGCUAAAUUGUUCCAAAA
Messenger RNA from Panicum hallii, 1373 nucleotides. Its product is annotated as elastin-like. The transcript has a single exon. Bases 407 to 937 code for a protein of 176 amino acids. The record is from RefSeq and is a predicted model, not a curated record. NCBI's taxonomy places the organism in Eukaryota, Viridiplantae, Streptophyta, Magnoliopsida, Poales, Poaceae.